CUCAUUUCACAGGAAGUGUACGGAAGUGUCACUUGGCAUGCUGCAAAGCGGCACAGAUCAGGGAUUGUGUUACCGGCGGGUUGCUGAGAAUGCUCAAACCGUGCAAGAACUGAUUUAGUCGUUUAGAAUAUCAGCAACGAAUCACUGUGACAAUAGUUCAUUAUUUUCAGUCACUGUACACCCUGAAAAGAAGUGUAAGGAGUAGGAAGAUGGAACCUCAACAGACUGACAAUCAGGUUGUUAACGGUGUUACGCCAGACAAGUCAACUAACGUUAACGUUACCGCUACAAACGAGAGACAUUCAAGCAACGACGCCACCGAACACCAGCCGGCCAGGGGGACAGAUGUGGCCCGAGCCCGAUGGACCAUUCUUCGGCAGGUGCUGAAACAGAAGCAGGUGGACAGCGAGAAGGUUCCGCAGGUGUCCGUGCGUAGGUUCUCCUCUUUCAACCUGUUCUCCAGGAGCAGGGUCACAACCCCUGACCCUGACGACCCCUCCGAGGGACAGUGGGUGGACUACCGAAGUGCCUCCUUUCCUCAGUAUAGUGCCUUCCUCAGAGACAACCUCGGGCCCAUCAGAGUGACUGAGGUGCUCAAUAGCUUUGACAACACCGGAAAUGUCUAGAGCAGUGUCUAGCCUCCUGU
Alosa sapidissima (American shad) is the source of this 646-nucleotide messenger RNA. RefSeq names its product calmodulin-lysine N-methyltransferase (gene camkmt). The record is from RefSeq and is a predicted model, not a curated record. Bases 210 to 626 code for a protein of 138 amino acids. The transcript has 4 exons. Lineage: Eukaryota; Metazoa; Chordata; Actinopteri; Clupeiformes; Clupeidae.